UAAGGAGGAAGAUGCGACGGCCAUGGAGAACAGAGCUGGGCUUCUUCACGCCAUUCAGCAGAUGUGACUGAUUUACACACAUUUACGUGUAUUUACGUCCACCCACCGGGGAAUGUGGGGUUAAAGGUCAGCUGUGGUACCGACGGGACGGCUUCCGGUCCGGUUCCCGUUCAGUCUGUGCUUGUGUUUGUUGUGUUGAGUCGUGUGAUGGAUGUCGGGCCCAUGGCGCUUCUCUGGAGGUGAAGUCACUCCCUGAAAAUGUACAGCUGGGUCUUCACUGGAGGUGUUGCUGAGUGAACGAUGUACGAGCGAUGUCUGAUGUUGAGGCCACGUAUGCGGACUUCAUCGCCUCCGGCCGGACUGGACGCAGGAACGCCAUGCACGACAUCCUGCAGAGUCCCACCGACCCCGAAGGACGAGAGCUGCCCCUCACCCUGUCUCUGUCCCAGCUGCACAUCAACGCCGGAGGGGGAGAUGGAGACGACACCGAGGACAGCCAGAGCUCCUCCUCGGCCCAGAGGGAGGCGGAGCAAAGGAACAGUUAACCUGCCACACACUCCGGCCAGCGGCGGCGGCGGCAUAAAUCCAUCCAUAAAGAAGCGAAGGCCUGUUGCUGGAGGGUAGCUGUGAUGUGCUGCGGCUGAGGCUCCAUUAAAGGCACUGACUCUGUAAAAAUAAUCCACCGUAGGGUCACUCUGCUGCGAUUCGGUCACCCAGCGCUCCUCUGAACAGGAGAAGAACCCCACUGUGUACUUUCAGGAGCCGGGGGCGGGGUAUCGAUGUUCCUGUAAAGCUGAUUUUACGUUCAGUCUUAGCUACUAAACACACACGGAGACGACGACAGACG
Molecule: messenger RNA, 847 nt
Organism: Sphaeramia orbicularis (orbiculate cardinalfish)
Lineage: Eukaryota; Metazoa; Chordata; Actinopteri; Kurtiformes; Apogonidae
Product: cAMP-dependent protein kinase inhibitor alpha-like
Exons: 3
Coding region: 312-545 (77 amino acids)
Biological process (GO): negative regulation of protein kinase activity
Molecular function (GO): cAMP-dependent protein kinase inhibitor activity
Source: RefSeq, a predicted model, not a curated record